This is a messenger RNA of Pecten maximus, 3423 nucleotides long. Its product is annotated as lithostathine-like. The transcript has 4 exons. Lineage: Eukaryota; Metazoa; Mollusca; Bivalvia; Pectinida; Pectinidae. The coding region runs from base 67 to 798 and encodes 243 amino acids. The record is from RefSeq and is a predicted model, not a curated record.
CUUUACUAUCACUUUAUAUUACGCAGGUUAAAGACACAUAUCAGUUUAUAACAACCUUUUCAAACGAUGGGGUGUAUUUAUAUUGCGUAUUUGUUUAUAUCAGCUUUUCUUAUUUCGGUAUCACAACAACAAGCGAUAUUUACCGGAGCCCAGCGACAAAAGCUCGAGGAUGCCGAGAUUGAAAAGAAAGUUUCUGAACAACUCUGGCCUCUCGUGGAUGAGUAUGCGACUAACGCGUUUAAUGAGGUCCUAAUGGAGUUAAGACAAAAGUUUCUGACGGAGAUAGACCUGCUUUCGGACGAAAUCGACAGCCUCGCUGACAAGGCAGUACAGGUGGAAGAGGCCAUAAACAACAUAUCGCUUGUUGCUGAUGUUACAAGACCCAGGUGUCCUGAAACAACAGACGGCCACUAUAUUCUACAAGGCAAUCAUUGCUUCAUGUUCAGAGAUGAAAAAUUAUCAUGGGCCCAGGCUAAGUUAUGGUGCAAUGUCAAAGGUGGACAUCUAGCCAGACCUACAACAACGAAAAUCAAUGACUUCUUGAAACGGGAAUGUAAAAUUAGAGGAAAACAAUUCUGGAUUGGAGGCCAUGACACAGUAGAAGAAGGAAGAUGGGUAUGGGACAAUGGCGAUCCUAUCCCUAGUAACAUCAUGGACUGGGCACCAGGGGAACCAAAUAACUACGGCACCGGGCAGGAUUGUCUCGGCAUAGGACAAGAUUCCCACCGUAAAUGGGACGACAAAGCCUGUAGUUUUGGUUUGGAAUUUGUGUGCCAAACAGCAGCUGUGAAUAAUUAACGUAGAAUGAUUAACAAUAGACGAAUGGUGAAUUCAGCAGGGAUGCGGUAGCAAUCGACAAUACUACAGAGUUUGGACAGGACGGCAACAAUUGAUUGUACUGGACAGUUUGAACAGGGCGGCGAAAGUUGACAGUUUGGACAGGACGGCAACAAUUGACAGUUUGGACAGGGCGGCGACAAUUGACAGUUUGGACAGGGCGGCGACAAUUGACAGUUUGGAAAGGGCGGCGACAAUUGAUUGUACUGGAGAGUUUGGACAGGACGGCGACAAUUGAUUGUACUGGACAGUUUGAACAGGGCGGCGACAAUUGACAGUUUGGACAGGGCGGCGACAAUUAACAGUUUGGAAAAGGCGGCGACAAUUGACAGUUUGGACAGGGCGGCAACAAUUGACAGUUUGGAUAGGACGGCGACAAUUGACAGUUUGGACAGGGCGGCGAAUGUUGACAGUUUGGACAGGGCGGCGAAUGUUGACAGUAUGGACAGGACGGUAACAAUUGACAGUUUGGACAGGGUGGCGAAAAUUGAUUGUACUGGACAGGGUGGCGACAAUUAACAGUUUGGACAGGGCGGCGACAAUUGACAGUUUGGACAGGACGGCAAAAAUUGACAGUUUGGACAGGGCGGCGACAAUUGAUUGUACUGGACAGUUUGGAUAGGGCGGCGAAUGUUGACAGUUUGGACAGGGUGGCGACAAUUGACAGUUUGGACAGGACGGCAACAAUUGACAGUUUGGACAGGACGGCGACAAUUGACAGUUUGGACAGGGCGGCGACAAUUGAUUGUACUGGACAGUUUGAACAGGGCGGCGAAUGUUGACAGUUUGGACAGGGCGGCGACAAUUGACAGUUUGGAAAGGGCGGCGAAAAUUGAUUGUACUGGACAGGGUGGCGACAAUUAACAGUUUGGACAGGGCGGCGACAAUUGACAGUUUGGACAGGACGGCAAAAAUUGACAGUUUGGACAGGGCGGCGACAAUUGAUUGUACUGGACAGUUUGGAUAGGGCGGCGAAUGUUGACAGUUUGGACAGGGUGGCGACAAUUGACAGUUUGGACAGGACGGCAACAAUUGACAGUUUGGACAGGGCGGCGACAAUUGAUUGUACUGGACAAUUUGGACAAGACGGCGACAAUUGAUUGUACUGGACAGUUUGAACAGGGCGGCGAAUGCUGAAAGUUUGGACAGGGCGGCGACAAUUGACAGUUUGGACAGGGCGGCGACAAUUGACAGUUUGGACAGGGCGGCGACAAUUGACAGUUUGGAUAGGGCGGCGACAAUUGACAGUUUGGACAGGGCGGCGAAUGUUGACAGUUUGGACAGGGCGGCGAAAAUUGACAGUUUGGACAGGGCGGCGAAUGUUGACAGUUUGGACAGGACGGUAACAAUUGACAGUUUGGAUAGGGCGGCGAAUAUUGACAGUUUGGACAGGGCGGCGACAAUUGACAGUUUGGACAGGACGGCGAAAAUUGAUUGUACUGUACAGUUUGAACAGGGCGGCGAAUGUUGACAGUUUGGACAGGACGGCGACAAUUGACAGUUUGGACAGGGCGGCGACAAUUGAUUGUACUGUACAGUUUGAACAGGGCGGCGAAUGUUGACAGUUUGGACAGGGCGGCGACAAUUGACAGUUUGGACAGGGCGGCAACAAUUGACAGUUUGGACAGGGCGGCGACAAUUGAUUGUACUGGACAGGGUGGCGACAAUUGAUUGUACUGGACAGCUUGGAUAGGGCGGCGACAAUUGACAGUUUGGACAGGGCGGCGAAAGUUGACAGUUUGAACAGGGCGGCGAAAGUUGACAGUUUGAACAGGACGGCGAAAGUUGACAGUUUGAACAGGACGGCGAAAGUUGACAGUUUGGACAGUACGGCGAAGUUGACAGAACUUAACAGUUUGGACAGGGUCGCGACUAUUGACAGUUUAGACAGGGUCGCGACUAUUGACAGUUUAGACAGGGUCGCGACUAUUGACAGUUUAGACAGGGUCGCGACUAUUGACAGUUUAGACAGGGUCGCGACUAUUGACAGUUUAGACAGGGUCGCGACUAUUGACAGUUUAGACAGGGUCGCGACUAUUGACAGUUUAGACAGGGUCGCGACUAUUGACAGUUUGGACAGGGCGGCGACAAUUGACAGUUUGGACAGGGCGGCGAAUGUUGACAGUUACAAUUGGACAGGGCGGCGACAAUUGACAGCGUGAUAUACUGUAAUACAACUUUCCUUUCGCACUUAAAUGAUGUAUGAUUGUUAACAAAGACCAUACUUAUACUAUGAUAAUUACAUUUUAUGUUUAGAUACAUUCGUUAAAAUAGUCGUUAUGUUUAGGUUUUCAGGCCUACUGGCCAUCUUUAGACCUUUAUGCAUUGUGGUAGGAAUCUGCUCCCAUGACUUUAUUUACAUCGAUUACCUAUUAUUUCAUGUUAAUCAGAAACCACAUUGUCUCGUGAACCACGGGAAAAUGUCUUUAUGUAUCAAUAAUAACGAAAAUAUUCCAUACAUUUUGUUAUGAUGCGGAUAAAAGUGCGAGAACGUGACAACAAUGGACACAAUUGCUGUGGGUUAUUGAUGUCUUUAUUGGUGUAUAACAAUUACCAGUAUUAUGUUAAUAAACCCCCAUACACUAA